AUGUCAUCAUCAUCGUCAACCGAUAUUUUAGACAUAGAUACAUCUUCACAAUCUGAAGAUUCAGAUGCCUGGGUGGAUGAAGAAGAAACCACUGACAACACCGUUGGUAAUGAGCAGUGGGUGAAUUUAAUCGAGUUUUGCUCAGUCAAUUCGAAAUCUGAUCAGGCAGUGACGAAAGAUACCGGUGUAAAAAAACUAUGUCAUGCAACUAAUACUGCUGUUGAAGAUCCAGACACAGAUAAUCAUGGAUGGAUAGUAACAAAUAAUAAUCGACAAGAGUCGUUAGUCGUUUCGUUUGAAAGAUCAAUAUUUAUCAAUGAAAUUAUUGUUUAUGAAACUCUCAAUCCAGGCGGUAUUGUCAAACUAGAAAUGCUUGAUUCUGCAAGAGAUAUUUGGCUAAUCAUGUGGCAGCGGCGAAUACCUUCAACGAAACAUUCGGCAUCGCAUCAUACCUUCAAACCAAUCUUAAGACGAUAUCGCAUUCAAUCGAACACGAUUCGUCUCACGAUCGAUCCCACACAUUCUAACCAAAUAGGCAUUCAGGCUAUCAAAUUACUCGGUUCAAAUACGUUCGAUGCGAAAUUCCAUCAGAAAUCAUUGCCUUCAGCAAUGUCAGACUUAUACGAGCAAGCUCAGAAGAAACUGCACACUGAUGUUCAAUUUCUCGUUGAUAAUGAAAUCAUUCAUGCUCAUCGUAAUGUUCUCUGUUUUCGUAGUCAGUACUUUCGUUCAUUAUUAUUAAACGAUUUCGUCGAAAAGUCACAAAGGAAACCGAUUGCGUUAACCGAUAUUACUAAGAGCGUAUUUCAUAUAGUCUUACAGUUUAUCUAUACUGGUACGUAUCCAGCUGAUAUCUCUUAUGAUACUGCAAUGGAACUAUUGAUAUAUACGAAUAAGAUCACUCUCGUGUCGGCGAAGAACGCAGCAAUGGAACAACUCGGUCAUCAUUUAUGUGUGAAUCAUGACUUGAUCAUAACAACGUACGACUUUGUGAAGAAAACAUCGCCGGCAUUUGAUUCAUUAUUGAAUUUCAUUUAUAAUCUGUGUGCCGAUAAUCUCAAUGAAAUUUGUCGAAAAGAAGACUUUACUAAACUGGAUAAAGAUUCUAUGAUUGAUAUUAUAUGCCACUCCACUGAACUACGUGACGCCAAAGCAGCAGAACAAGCUGCAGUAACCAAUGCAGAAAAUACAAAUGCUGCUGAAACCGACGACGAUGAAGAAGAAGAAGAAGAAGAAGAAGAAUGA
This is a messenger RNA of Adineta ricciae, 1245 nucleotides long. The record is from the annotation of a GenBank genome assembly. NCBI's taxonomy places the organism in Eukaryota, Metazoa, Rotifera, Eurotatoria, Adinetida, Adinetidae.